This is a messenger RNA of Syngnathus typhle (broad-nosed pipefish), 2819 nucleotides long. RefSeq names its product potassium voltage-gated channel subfamily A member 3-like. Lineage: Eukaryota; Metazoa; Chordata; Actinopteri; Syngnathiformes; Syngnathidae. The coding region runs from base 1 to 1509 and encodes 502 amino acids. Gene Ontology annotation, biological process: protein homooligomerization; potassium ion transmembrane transport. The record is from RefSeq and is a predicted model, not a curated record. Gene Ontology annotation, cellular component: membrane; voltage-gated potassium channel complex. Gene Ontology annotation, molecular function: protein binding; delayed rectifier potassium channel activity. The transcript has a single exon.
AUGGAGCGCCGGGACUCGGGUGUGAUCCCGUCGCCCGCCUCCUCCUCCGGGCGCCUGCAGCGGCUCACUCAUGACGACGACGACGAGAUGACUGUGGAGAACAUGCCGGAUCCGAGCCCAAACCUCCAGGACUUUGGCCAGUACGAGCUGGACUGUUGCGAGCGCGUCGUCAUCAACAUCUCCGGUUUGCGCUUCGAGACCCAGCUGCGAACUUUCAACCAGUUUCCGGAUACGCUGCUGGGCGACCCCCGCAAAAGGAUGCGCUACUUUGACCCACUCCGGAAUGAGUACUUCUUCGACCGAAACAGACCCAGCUUCGACGCCAUCCUCUAUUACUACCAGUCCGGCGGGCGCAUACGGAGACCCGUCAACGUGCCGUUUGACAUCUUCUCCGAGGAAAUUCGCUUCUACCAGCUCGGCGAGGACGCCAUGGAAAGGUUCCGUGAGGAUGAAGGCUUCAUCGGGGAGGAGGAGCGCGUCCUGCCCAAGAACGACUUUCAGAAGCAGAUCUGGCUGCUCUUCGAGUACCCGGAGAGCUCCGGUCCGGCGCGGGGCAUCGCUAUCGUGUCCGUUCUCGUCAUCCUCAUCUCCAUCGUCAUUUUCUGCAUGGAAACUCUGCCGGAGUUCCGUGACGAGCGAGACCAAUCCGCGCAGCUCAGCCGCAACUCCAGCACGAGUAGCGACGCGCCGAGUCCCUUCACCGAUCCCUUUUUCGUCAUCGAGACCCUGUGCAUCAUCUGGUUCUCCUUCGAACUCCUCGUGCGCUUCUUCUCGUGCCCCAGCAAGACUUCCUUCUCCAGGAACAUCAUGAACGUCAUCGACGUGGUGGCCAUCAUUCCUUACUUUAUCACGCUGGGCACCGAGCUGGCCGAAACGGAGAACAACGGGGGCCAGCAGGCCAUGUCCCUCGCCAUCCUCCGCGUCAUCCGCCUGGUAAGGGUCUUCCGAAUUUUCAAACUCUCCAGGCACUCCAAGGGGCUCCAGAUCCUGGGGCAGACCCUUAAGGCCAGCAUGAGAGAGCUGGGCUUGCUCAUCUUCUUCCUCUUCAUCGGAGUCAUCCUCUUCUCCAGCGCCGUUUACUUCGCCGAGGCGGACGACCCCACGUCGAGCUUCAGUAGCAUUCCGGACGCCUUCUGGUGGGCGGUGGUCACCAUGACCACGGUGGGCUACGGCGACAUGCAUCCGGUGACCAUCGGUGGCAAGAUUGUGGGCUCGCUGUGCGCCAUCGCCGGCGUGCUGACCAUCGCGUUACCCGUGCCCGUCAUCGUGUCCAACUUCAACUACUUUUACCACCGCGAGACGGACGCCGACGAGCCGCCGCCGCCGCCGUCGCCGCCGUGCACCCAGACUGCCAGCUGCGAAAUCCUGCCCGGCGGCUCAGAGGGGUCGUGCGCCAUUUCCACCACCAUCGCAAAGGGAGACUACGUCGGCGUGGACGAGGGCGCAACACGGCCUCAUUUCAACAGCCACAAUUGCGUGAAUAUCACCAAGAUGUUUACCGACGUCUGAAGUGGAAAGACAGUGACUCUUUUUUUUCAACUGUGAUUUGUUAUUGUGUUUUUAUUGCUCAUAUCUAUGGACAGCAAAUGCCACUUUGUUAUUUAUUCAAUGCUGAACUAUCAUUCCGCACAGAAACGUGGGUGAGAUUUGGAAAGGAACCUAAAAUGCACUACAGCCUUUCCAGGUGGACUUAUUCUUAUUAUAAAACCGACAGUUGUGCAGAAAGCAGCCUACAGAAAUGCUCAAGCUUUCAACAAGUGCAUUGGAAAGUUCAAAGUAUCUAUCUACCAGCAUAAAGAUUCACCCUCAACUUUCACUCAAAAGCUGAAUUUUCUCAGCUUCACGUGAGCAGGUUGUUUCAAGAAUAGCAUUGUUCACCCUAAGCUACAGUUUAUAGUAUUUUUUUUUUUGCGAAAAUGAGUGGCUUGUUUAAUGUAGACUUAUAUAUGUCCCUCAUGGUGCCUACAUAUCAAGUGGUGUGUGCGUGUGUGUGCGGGGGGGGGGGUCAUUCAUAUGUACAUUCACAGGUCAUCUGAUUAGACACACCCUCACAGUCUAACAUGUUUUUCAACCAUUAUUGAACCAGGGCACCCAAUUUACGUAUAUUAGAAAAUCUGAUGGCACACCACCAAUCAAAUCUGCUGCAAAAACGAGACGUGUCUGAAAUAAUAAUAAUAAUAAUAAUACAAAAGCAAUAAUAUAAUAAUAAUGCUCUGCUCACGUUGACAACCUGAAAAUGGAGAUGAAGCAGGGAGGCAGUUUGCAGAACGAUACGGUCAUCUAGUGGCGUUCGAUGGCUAUUGCAAUAUUUAGUGUGAAAUUAAACGUGAAUGGUUGGACAUCAACGAAAAGAAAUGGCUACAUUUAUAAAGACAGAAUCUUGGUACUGGAUUAUAUUAACCAAAGUAUUUUUAACAUCGUGUUUUUUUAAUUAGACAACCCACACAUAAGUAAACUAUUGAAAUGAAAUGAAAUGUAGUUGACGGAGGAAACCCCGCACGCACCACAGGAUAAGCACUCAGGAUCAUUUUGACAGACAUCCAACUGAUUACAAGGUUGAGAAAAGCUCCAAUUUGUCUCGAUUAUCACUUUAUGUCUGUCCCAGCUUUAUAUAUUGAAUGGUGUCUACUAUAUACUAAAUCUAACUCAGCGAGUCAAGCUUGAAAUAUGGUAUUGUCAAGUGCGUAGAAUUGUUUCUAGAUUUGAAUUUGUGGAGAUUAUAAAUCAGGUAUGCAUUCAUGCAAUGUGGUGAUUUUAAUUUGAGUCCUUUUCUUAAUGAUUUCAAUUCACAGUUGCCUAUAUGUAGUCCAUUGUAAAUA